AUGUCAACCUUCCGGCAGCAGCCAGACCUCAGGACUACGCUCUGGGUGCCGCUUCGUCCGGUAGCGUCGCACCUUGAAGACCCCUUCGGAGCCGUCAAGAUUGCGGCGACCUACCACUCGAAAGACUGCGUGCCCCAAGGAUACCUGUUCGCGCUGUUCUGUGGCCUGGUUCCCCUAUCGUGGAUGGACACUCUCGCUACCGCGUUCUCAUCCUGUGACGACAAUCUGAGUAGCAAGACCAGCGAUCGGAUCUGGUCUCCCAAGGUAUCCUCGUCAAGGAAGGCCAAACGACCCUCAGACGCUGCUGCCGACAGCAGACUCAAGUCGUCAUCGAACGACACCAAGAUGCCGGCCUCGGUGACUCCCACGACAUCAUCUCCCGCGGUGGCGGCAUGAACCACCCUCCUUGCGUACAGAAAUGGGAAAAUUAUUGGGGGCUGCUUGAGAUUCUCAUUCGUGUGUUUGGUCGUCGGUGACCUGCGGAACCCUUGCGCUUGGCUGCACUUCUCGCUCUGUUUCAAUAUGUGGUUGUUCAAUGCUUCGAAGCACAGGAGUAUUUUCGGUCGUUUCCGGCGCCCAUCCUUUCAGAAUUUCCCGUACCUUUUGAGCGUUCGUGGCCUGUCUUGUUCCUCAUGGUGUUUCCUGGUCGAGUAUGUAAGUCGUUUCACUACCCUCACACCCUCCAGAGCUCAUUCGUGUGACGCUACCAUGCAGCGCCGAUGCAUGCUGAAAUAAGCGGUUAGCGUGCACGUUUAUCUCGGUUUUCUGAAAUCGAGAUCUACAGGCGGUCAUCUACCAAGCUUCUGGAGUGGUUAAUGUUCAUGGAUUUCUUAGUCUACUACUUGCAGCCUCGUGAGAAAUAUAGUGUUCCCUAUCGCUAUGCACAUGAGGGUCUAUCUUCAUAGUUUCGCGAUCUUUUUGAUGCAUGGUUUUACACUCCUUAACUUGUCGGGUAAUGCCCGACCCAGAGGGUGGUCGGGCGUGUCGUAUGUUACAUAUCGCACCAGGUUUGGAUUGGUUGACAUAGUGGUGGGAGUGCCUUGCGUAUGGCGUAAUAGCGGUGAUGGUAGGCAUUAGUCGGUCGGGGAGGUAUAGGUCGGGUGGGAGGAGUGAUGUCGGGCGUGUCGUAUGCCACACAUCGCACCAGGUUCGGUUUGGUUGAUAACGUGGAAGGAGUGCCCUGCGCAUGCGUAAAAGCGGUGAUGGUAGGAAUAGGUCGGGCGGGGAGGUGUACGCCGGGCGGGAGGAAGGAUAUCGGGCGUGUCGUAUGCUACACAUCACACCAGUGUUUUACGUAUGGCGUAAAAGCGGUGAUCGUAGGCAUAUGUCUGUGGGGAGGUAUCGGUCGGGCGGAGGGAGGGAGAUAGUUUGUGUGGGAGAGUGGUUCCGAUAUAUUUCAUCACAAGGUCACUCUGCCGUAGUACCAGCUUCAGCUCUACGCAUCAUUCACAUUUCCGGCUUCCCAACCCUAUUGUAGCAUUCGCACCCUCCAUCGUUUGAGUGCAAUGCCUAUGUGGCCUUUGGUGUCCGUGGUGGCACCUUGUUCAUUUUUUAGCGUGAGCUUGCUUGCUUAUUUGGGCUUGCUUGUGAUCUUCUUUUUCGGUUAAUUCUUCGGCCAACGACGAGCUCGCGAUUAUUGGUGAUUUUUUAUUCUUUCCACAAACAAAGCCGUGUUUUGUUGGGAAUCGAAUGUGGUUUAGAUGUAACUCUCGAAGUUGUGUGGAAUGUGGAAGGAACAUGGUUAUCAACAUCUAACGUUUGGAUUUGAGCCUGCAUUGGUGUCUCGGU
Messenger RNA from Ectocarpus sp. CCAP 1310/34, 1788 nucleotides. The record is from the annotation of a GenBank genome assembly. Lineage: Eukaryota; Phaeophyceae; Ectocarpales; Ectocarpaceae.